AAGUUACUCCAGCGAAACCACACCUGUUUACGUAAUUGCAGGAUUAGGCCUACCUGUUAAUGCCCAUGACACCACAAGGCUUGACAGGUUAUAGAGGAGUGGUAGUGGAUUCGUCGCAUGACUCUUAGCAGUUUGUCACUUGUCACUACUUGAAGAUGGCGGGGAUUAAAGGUUGGUUUCAUUGGCCUUCGCAGGGUCAAUUGGUAUGACCUUGGUUAUUCUAGGAUGUGCUCUGCCGUCCUACAAGAUUUGGUGGCCUUUUUUUGUUGUCCUCUUCUAUAUACUUGCACCCCUACCAACUCUGAUUGCUCGCCGCUACAAUGAAAACUCUGGAGCCAGCAGUACAAGUGCUUAUGAGCUGGCAAUAUUUGUUACAAUGGGGUUUGUGGUGUCAUCUUUUGCUCUGCCUAUCGUGUUAGCUCGUUCGCCAUCAAAUGAUCCAGUUAUUCAGUGGGGUGCUUGUUACCUGACGUUAGCAGGGAAUGUUGUUGUCUAUGCAACUCUAGUUGGGUUUUUCAUGACCUUUGAUGCAGAGGACUCCGACUAUACUAUGUGAUAAUUUUGCUGUUGGUUUUUAGAUUUGUGUACAUAAAUUUGCACUGCAUGCGGCUGAGGAUGGACGCAUUUUUCUGUUUCGAUCAGAAGUUUAAUGAAUAUAGGGACAACAAUGUUCCAUGGACAAAGGUUAAAAUUUUAUAAAUAUAUGAAUAUGAGGGACACUGUUUGUAUGAUAUUUUAAAGUUAAAUCAGUUGAUGUCAGAAUCUCAAUAUACAGCUUUUCUAUGGCUUGAGGACUAUAAAGGUGAGAGUUUCAACUCACAUUUGUAAGUUACUGGAUCAGUGAAAAAGGCUGUAAUGCUUAAAUGAAAAUCAGGAAUUAUAUAAUUAUUUCUUCAACAACUGUUUCUGUAAGACAUUUGUGUUUCUGAUAUUAGCACAAAAGGCAUUUGUAUUUUUCAUGUGCUGCAGGUGGUUAUUUUAGUGAAACCUGAAGUGAUGACAGAUAACAGUUGCAACUACAUUAUUGUUAAUUUAGUGUGACUGUAGUUGAAUCUCCAGAGUUACUGAUUUCUGAUGUGUAAAUAAAAUUAACUAACUUGUUUAUGUUAACAUAUAAACAUAAGCUUUAAAAUAUUAGUUAUACUGUUAGAAUAUAUUGAACAUUUUAUUUUCAGUUGUUAAUCUGCUUUAUUUAUUAUUUUUGUAGCAAGAAUAGUUUAGUCAGGCAGAAAUGUUGAGUUUUAUUAGGAAGUGAUUGAGUGCUGUUCAUCAUUUCAAAGUAACUCUGCAUUAUCAGAAACAAUAUUUGCAAUUAACUUCUGUAUGAAAUGCAGUACACUGACCAUAGCAUGCGCAAACUCUCUGUAUUCGAUUAGGAUAAUUUUCAUUGUGUCAGCACAGCACGAUUUAACAUUCAGUAAAAUUCUGAAUAGUGCUGUACAAAUGUGUUACAGUGGGUGACAACAUAUGUUUUUCAGAUAUUUUUGUUUCACUCUGAAAGGUUAAAAGGUUUAUAAUUUUGACAUUGACAUUGUUACGUAAGCAAGAUUAGCUUCUGUGAUUCAGAGCAAUAAUGCAAUUGUUAAUAUGGAGACAAUCUACAUUGUAACAAUUAAGAGAAUUUUAGCAGUGCAUGAGAGUAAGUUUGGUGAACAUUCUUAUUGCUUAUAAUGGCAUGUUUUCUUGCCUGCAUUUAAUUUGUACUGUGGAGCCAUUUCUUUGUAUGCAACCCAUUUCUGAAAUGUAUCUAUUGCUGCCAUUGUAAAAGAAAAUUAUGAUAUUGUUAUGAGUCAGAAAACUGCUUUUCUUUGCUCGUGAGUGCAUAUUAUCAGUAUUAUAGUAGCUUGUAGAGCAUCUGACGCAAAUAUUUGAUUCUUC
Molecule: messenger RNA, 1878 nt
Organism: Schistocerca piceifrons (Central American locust)
Lineage: Eukaryota; Metazoa; Arthropoda; Insecta; Orthoptera; Acrididae
Product: leptin receptor gene-related protein
Exons: 5
Coding region: 206-556 (116 amino acids)
Biological process (GO): late endosome to vacuole transport via multivesicular body sorting pathway
Cellular component (GO): endosome
Source: RefSeq, a predicted model, not a curated record